This is a messenger RNA of Drosophila eugracilis, 2791 nucleotides long. RefSeq lists its product as uncharacterized. The transcript has 7 exons. NCBI's taxonomy places the organism in Eukaryota, Metazoa, Arthropoda, Insecta, Diptera, Drosophilidae. The record is from RefSeq and is a predicted model, not a curated record. The coding region runs from base 73 to 2751 and encodes 892 amino acids.
UCGGCAAGUUGAACGGACGCGAAUUGCAAGUUGCUUUUUUUCUAAAUACUAAAAUUAAAUUAAUAUUAGAGGAUGGGUCUACGGAGUUCCAAAGCAAAGCAGAGCUACGCAGUGACAAACUCGGAACACCAAAAGCAGUCAGUAGCAAAGAAAGUUCAGCAGGAGAACGCUGAAACUACUGUUCCACCCACCAAGAUUGAACGGAGCAAUUUGGUUCCCAAGUGGCUACAUGAAACCCAAUUUGUGGAAUUACUUACCGCCAAUGUGGAUCAGUUCUCAAAAAUAGUGGACUUCCGGGUGAAGCCCGCCAUGUCCCCCGGAGAAAACUAUGCCACUUUAAUGCUGAGGAUCAGCAUAGAUGUGGAGCUCAUUGACAAGAGCAAGAAGCUGGUAUCCUUUAUGAUGAAGGUACCCCAUGAUACGCCGCAAAUGGAGCAAAUGAUGUCCAUUGCCAACUUCUUUACCAGCGAGAAUGCGGCAUAUAUUGACAUUCUACCAAAGCUGGAGGAGCUCUACAAGGCCAAGGGCGUAGACAUAACAUUCGCUCCAAGAGCUUUUAAACUGGACUCAACCAAGGAGCCUAAGCUAGCCAAUACGGUUCUAAUGCACGACCUCGGCCAGGAUGGGUACAAAAACCUUAAUCGUUUGGAAUGUCUUAACUUAGAACAAACUAAGUUCGCCCUUACAAAAUUGGCACAGUUCCAUGCAGCUGGUGCCAUGAUGGUUCAGGUGCAUGGACCUUAUCCUGAUUUAUUCUUGUACGGUAUGAUGGGAAAUAACAAGGAUGCUAUAAAGGCGUUUAUGGAUGGAAUGUUGGGAUCCUUUCGAACAGCAUUUUUGUCUAAUCUGAAUAAGUUUAAGAACGGAGAGGCCUUUAGGGAGAAACUUGAAAAAGUUCUUGCAAAUCUCACUACAGAGUUCAUGAAAAUCGGUGUCAUAGACCCACUUGAAUUCAAUGUACUCAGCCAUGGUGAUUGUUGGAUGAAUAAUCUCCUAUUCAAAGUCGACUCCAAGGGCAAUUUGGAGGAUAUGGUAUUUGUAGAUUUCCAGAACCCCAAAUACGGCACUCCCACCAUGGACCUACUCUACUUCAUCAUGACCUCGGUGCAAAUUGACUAUAAGCUUGAUUACUUUGACUUCUUCAUCAGGCAUUACCACGAACAGCUGACCAAGAACUUAGAUAUCUUAGGAUAUACUGGCCGACAGCCUUCGUUGAAGGAAUUACACACUAAGUUGAUUAAGUACGGCGGAUGGGUACUAUUCCCAACUAUCGCUGUACUGCCAGUGGUUCUUUUGGACCCCAAAGAGUCGGCCACAAUGGAUAAUUUCAUGGGAGAGUCCGAAGAAGGCGUUAAUUUCAGAAACGAUUUGUACUCUAACAAGAGAUAUCAUGGAUACAUCGAAAGAAUUCUACCUUGGUUGGAAAAUCGUGGUUUUUUGGAAGUCAGCACUGAGCCAAUCCCAGAUCAACCGCCAGCACCGGAGCCUCUUAAACAGUCCCAAGAUGAGAGUCCUGAUCAGAUUUUGGACUGGCUAAAUGUUAACGACUUUAAGGAGAUAGUUUCAUCCACCGAACCCAAUUUUGAUAAGAUUAUAAACGGUUCUUGGAGCUUAGCCACGAAACCUGGAGACAAUUUUGCUUCUAAGCUUUUAAAGGUUGAUAUCAAGGCGCAGUUAAAAGACAAUAGCGUCAAGUCCUUUUCGUACAUCCUGAAACUGCAAACAGCCACUGACACGAUUAACUUCUCCGACUUCAACCUGUUUCCUAAGGAGAUCGAGAUGUACGCCAAAUAUGUACCUGCUUUUGAGCAGCUCUAUAAGGAAGUCGGAUUGCCGGUGACAUUUAGUGCCAAGUCCUUCCGCAUUACGAAGGAUGUCAGCGAAGAAUACAUUAUUUUGGAGAACCUACAACCGGCUGGCUUUAAGAUGUGUGAUCGCAUGAAGGGAAUGGACAUGGAGCACACCAAGUGCUCCCUAAAAAAACUAGCCCAGUGGCAUGCAGCCUCUCUGAAAUAUAAGGAACUCAAUGGACCUUACCCGCCAAAAUACAACAAUGGCAUUUUCACAGAGCAGACUGCUGCAGUUUUCAAGGGUAUAUUUGCUCAAACAAAGAAAUCAUUUUUAGAAGAAGUGUCCAAGUUUGAUGGCGUCAAUGAGUACCUGCAAAAAUUGCCGACGGUUUUAGAUAAUCAUGUGGACAAAAUCAUUGAAGAAGCGAAAAUCAAUGAGCAGGAGUUCAAUGUGCUUAAUCAUGGUGAUGCCUGGAUUAACAACAUCAUGUUCCAAUACGACUCAGAGGGUCAUGUCAAGGAAACCUUCCUACUGGAUCACCAAGUCACGAAAUAUGGAAGUCCUGCCCAGGACUUGUACUACUUCAUAAUGAGCUCCACUCAUCUUGAUAUUAAAGUUGAUCAGUUUGACUAUCUCAUCCGGUGGUAUCAUCAAAACUUAAAUGAGCAUGCCAAAUUGUUAAAGUACAAUGGUUUUAUACCCUCUCUAAAGGAACUGCAAGCCAUUUUGCUAAAGCAUCCCAUUUUCGCGGCUGAAACUAUCUUGACCACCCUGACGAUUUGCCUAAACAAGGCAGAUGAAAAUUUCUCGACCGAUAGCUUUUUAGGAGAGAAUAAGGAGGCCGAAUCCCUGAGAUCGGCACUUUUCAGCAACGAGCGCUACAGGGCCAACAUUGAGCGCGUUAUGCCUUGGUUAAAUAGACGAGGACUGCUUGAUGCUUUUGCUGAAAAAAGUCAAUAAAUUUAAACUGACUGAAACAAUACAAAUAUUUUUGAAUAUC